Molecule: messenger RNA, 1425 nt
Organism: Alternaria incomplexa
Lineage: Eukaryota; Fungi; Ascomycota; Dothideomycetes; Pleosporales; Pleosporaceae
Exons: 2
Coding region: 1-1425 (474 amino acids)
Biological process (GO): L-phenylalanine catabolic process
Cellular component (GO): cytoplasm
Molecular function (GO): homogentisate 1,2-dioxygenase activity
Source: RefSeq, a predicted model, not a curated record
AUGCCGUCUACUCAGUUUGCUUUCAAGGAGAAAUACCGAUACCAGAAUGGCUUCAACUCUUACCAUGAGACGGAAGCAGUAGAAGGCGCGCUUCCAAUUGGCGCAAACUCGCCUCAGAAACCCCCAUAUGGUCUCUAUGCCGAGAAGCUCUCGGGCACCGCCUUCACAGCCCCGCGACACGAGAACCAGCAAACGUGGCUGUACCGCAUCCUGCCCUCCUGCGGACACAGCAACUUCGAGCCUCGCGAGUCCAAGACGUUCAACACGAACCCCGAGAACAAGCCGUGGGAGAAGAUACACUACAUCCCAAACCAGUUACGAUGGGAUCCCUUCGAUCUCGACGAGACGGUGGACUGGGUGCACUCACUCCAUCUAGUGGCGGGUGCGGGUGACCCUACAAUGAAGUCAGGCGUCGGAUACUUUAUCUAUGCCGCAGGAAAGGACAUGGAAGCCAACGAGGCAUUCUACUCGGCUGAUGGCGACUUCUUGAUUGUGGCACAACACGGCGUGCUCGAUAUCCAGACGGAACUGGGGCGCCUCGUUGUGCGUCCGAAUGAGAUUUGCGUCAUACCGCGAGGCAUUCGGUACCGUGUCACCUUACCAGAAGGCCCCGUGCGAGGCUACAUUUUGGAGCUGUACCAAGGUCAUUUCACACUUCCUGAGCUGGGGCCCAUUGGCUCCAACUGCCUCGCAAACGCGCGAGACUUCCAGGCGCCAGUGGCCGACUUCGACGAAGACACCGAGACAGAGUGGAACAUCCUCGCCAAGUUCGCCGGACACCUAUAUGCUGCGAAGCAGAAGCAUACACCCUUCGACGUGGUGGCAUGGCAUGGGCUCUACUACCCGUACAAGUACGAUCUUGGACGCUUCAACACCAUAGGCUCCAUCUCAUUCGACCAUCCAGACCCGUCCAUAUUCACCGUGCUCACUGCACCAACAGACCGGCCAGGUACCGCAGUAGCUGACUUUGUCAUCUUCCCACCGCGAUGGUUAGUGGCUGAGAACACCUUCCGACCGCCAUGGUACCACCGCAACACUAUGUCCGAGUUCAUGGGACUCAUCGGUGGUCAAUACGAUGCGAAGACCGGUGGAGGCUUCCAACCGGCUGGUGCUUCUCUACACAAUGUCAUGUCUGGCCAUGGACCCGACGCUGCGACUCACGAGAAGGCAUCCAAUGUCGACCUACAGCCCAACAAGGUCGGCGAGGGCAGCAUGGCCUUCAUGUUCGAAAGCUGCCUCAUGAUUGGCGUAACAGACUGGGGCCUCACAAAGUGCCAGAAGAUACAAGAGGGCUACAACGCGGAGAGCUGGGAGCCACUGAAGCCGCAUUUCAAGAGGCCUGGCCCUAAGAAGAUUGACAAUGGUGUCUCGCCACUGGUGGCGGGAACUGAGGGUGAUAAGGGCCAAGUGCCUCACUAUACCUGA